AUGAAAAAUUUAGCAAUUAUUUUGGUAAUAAACUACGAAAAGGAAGAAAAGGAGGGAAAAGUUUUCUUAAUACCAAAGUCAUAUAGUUUCAAAUUUGAUGUAAAGGAUGGUGCAAAUUUCGAUUUAACAAAUUUGUUCAAUGGAAACAAGGAACUAAGUGAGCCAAUGCUUAUUUUCUUGAACGAGAAUUGGAAACAGAUAUCAAAGGAAUUCGGAGAUCCCAUAAUGGACGUUACAGCGAAAAAGUUAUUUAAAAAUUUAGUUGCAUUUUUUUCAAAGGUACCAUUAAGUGAUAUUGCCACUUUUUAA
Parnassius apollo (apollo) is the source of this 309-nucleotide messenger RNA. The record is from the annotation of a GenBank genome assembly. NCBI's taxonomy places the organism in Eukaryota, Metazoa, Arthropoda, Insecta, Lepidoptera, Papilionidae.